Molecule: messenger RNA, 1501 nt
Organism: Myxocyprinus asiaticus (Chinese sucker)
Lineage: Eukaryota; Metazoa; Chordata; Actinopteri; Cypriniformes; Catostomidae
Product: musculoskeletal embryonic nuclear protein 1-like
Exons: 3
Coding region: 444-680 (78 amino acids)
Biological process (GO): chondrocyte differentiation; tissue regeneration; chondrocyte proliferation
Cellular component (GO): nucleus
Source: RefSeq, a predicted model, not a curated record
GUGGGCUUAACUCCAAAAAAAUGGAUGUGGUACAAGGGGUGGAAUGAGGUCCUGGGUCACUAACGGCCCGAGCUUUUAAGAGUUAAUAUGAAUCUUCCAGCACUUUCUGGUUGAUUUUAUUAGGAAUCAGAAUUCAUUGUCAGCUCUGUUAAGACAUUUCGGAACAUCACUGUCAAAUACACAAAUAAACUACACGUCAUUGAUAUGUAUAGGGCUGAAGCAGUAAUAGGAGGAUGUUUUGUCUGUAAUCUGUUCAGCUGUUCAUAGUAGUCAGGUUAAGACAGAGGGAACACCCACUACAGGCUGUCAGACACUUACUGCAGAGCUAAAAAUAUAUAAUGAUCAGAGCUGGUAACGGUAUAAAAGAGCCAGAACAAAAAGGAGACAAAGUACACAAGGGGUCAGCUUGCCACUUUCCAUAGACAAGACCACCACCGUACAAUAUGUCUCAGCCAGAGGUGAAGAAGAAGAAGCGGCCAGUUGUCAAAGAGGAAGACCUGAAAGGAGCCCGCAGUAAACUGGGGCUGAAGGGAGAGGUCAAGAGCAAAACAUAUGAGGUUAUGGUCGAGUGUGAGCGCAUGGGGAAGGUUGCACCGUCUGUAUUCAGUGGAGUAAGGUCUGGUGGUGAGACAGCACUUGAGAAACCCAAGCCUCCAUCAGGAAGUGUGUUUGGCAAGUGAGAAGAUGAAUAAAUGGACUCUUGUUGUAUGGGUUUUCUAUGUGUCCUAUAUAGGUCCAUGACUAUAAUGGGCUAAAUUUGUUGUGUAAAAUUGUAUAACAUUUUUCUACUGUUUGAUGUUGUUACUUAAGUAAUUUGUUGUCCUUAAAGACCCAUCUGAGCCCUUGUGCGCCAAUUUCUAAUGUCAUGUUUUGUAUAUAAAAAAAACAUUUCUAAAAUGAUCAGUCAUUUUAUAUGUGUCAAGUCCUGUACAGAAAAGUCUGUAAUUUCAAACCUAGUGUGCAAAUAUUAAAUGACACAGUUGCUCAUUACUUAAGAUCUAGCCACACCAAAAUGUAUUUCCUUUCCCAGAUUAAGAUUUAAAUUAUAUUUGGAUUGCUGUUCACUAUAUCCAUGAGACUUGUUUCAGCAUCAUAUUCUAAUCUGAGUGUCAGUGAAGCAACUUCCAUAGUAAUUCACAAAUUUCAUGACAUCACACUGUAGGUUAAAGGCCAUCAGAUAGUAAAGCCACCUGGGGGAAUGAUGCAAUAUCAUCAAAGCAUAAAUGUCCAACUGUAAAUGACUGCUCUUAAUCUAAUAAAUAAACUUUGCAGAAAUCGCCAAUUAACAAUCUUAACUGUGUGUGAUCUGUGAAGAUAAUUUGCCUAGCAGUUACACCAUUGUAAUUUCUUUUCUUUUUUUGUAAGAAAGCCUGCAAACUUAAUAUUUUCUUGUACCACUGUAAAUACCCAAGGCUUGCAAACUGGGUUUAUAAAUGAUUAAAUCAAUAAAUAACCAAAUAUUACAUCAUUCCUAAAAAAUAAAACAAAACAGUCAAUACCA